AUGGUGGUCGAGUUUGACGGCAGCAUCAGCGGCAGGUCCACGCUGCCCGCACAACAGCGCAUCAGGCUCACGGCCCUGAUCAAGCUCUACUGCGGCCUCGUGGGCCUUCUCAAGCUCAAACUCGAGGGCGAGGAGAUGAACGCCAUUCUGUCGCUCCUCACCAAGGUCAAGGACGAGCGCGGUGGUGGUCUGCUUGUCGUCGCUGCUCAAGAGCGGUCACUGCUUGGAGAUGCUCUCGCUGCUUGCCAUCCACUUCCACACCAAUCAAUAUCCUCGGCCAUCGAAUUGAUCCGCGAGACGCUCGGACUCACCGUCGCCAUCCACAGCGAGAGUCUGAAUCAGAUCGCAGCGGUGUUCACUGAAGACCUAUUUACCGAGGAAGUUGUGGCCAAGGAGGCUGUGGCCCUCGCGGUUCGGCCCAAGCUGUCGGACAAGGACACGAAGUCAUUCGCGGUGAUGUGCGUCUACCACCUGCUGAAGAACAAGAUCUUCAGCAAGCACCGCGUCGACGUGGGCGAGUGGGUGUGGAGCCAGAUCACGCAAGCCGACGAGCCUAUCCACUACCUACUCCCCGCUCUUAUAGAAGAGUGGGUCAAGAGCAUUCUGGCGCCCACAACGUCGUUCUGCAUGAAGCGACCACUCGAAGAGCAGAUCGUCGCCGUGUUUAGCGCGUCGGCGGCGGCGACCAAGCGAAAGCGAAAAGAGAAGGAGGCCUCAUCGCCGGCGGCUGCUGCCCAGCUGGGCACGCCCGUCGACGAGCUGACGUCCCAGGAAAGGGCCUCGCAGGUGCUGGCCCUCUACUUUGCGCUCUACUACAACGAAGAGGUCCUGCGGCAGAGCAUCGACGACCGGAGCCGCAGCGGCCAGCGGGCCGUGUUCUCGCCCGGCAAGGCGGGCAAGGGCAACACCGUGCGAGCCUAUUCCGGCGAGUUGAUGGAGUCGCUGCCGGUCAAGGCGCUGCUCAGUCACGCUCGCGAGCGGUCAGCCGACACCUACAGCAACAUCUACCCGCCGCUGCUCAACCUCGUUAUCUCGCAGUUCCCGGGGCUUCUCACCGUCGUCAACAUGCUCAACGAGGAGGAACAGAAGAGCAGUACGAUCAAGGAAUUCCUCACCAUUCCGCACUUCAACUUUGUCGACGCCAACAUGCGACCAACGGACGACGAGUCCUCGUCGCCGCUGGCCCAGGAGAAGCCCGUGGCCCCCGAGCACGCGGUCGUCAAGUCGGCCUUUGAGAGCGUCCUCACCGCUCCCAUCCAGACCCUAUUCAGUACUGAAUACCCACUGAACCGGCUCUCGGCCUCGGCGCUGCAGGCCUACACCGACCUUCUCAUCUUCACCCUGCUCCCGCGCCUCCUCGAGGACGACGUCCAGCAUCGCGUCAGAGUGCGGUUUGUCGAGCUGUGGGAAUUGUUACACACGCUGACGCCCUUCGAGUCGGCGCUGAAGAGCAUCAACGCCAUCUCGCCGCCGUCUGCGAUGACGACCGCGAUGGACUUUCCCUCGGCCUCGGCGCACAAGAGCGAGCAGCGCGGUGUGAGCCACUACAGCCACAUGGACGUUGUCAUGGACCCGCUCCUGGUCUUCCGAUGCGACCCGCGACUCUUCCGCAUUCCGCCCCUCUUCAAAAUGCUUCUUCAGAUUUUGGAUACCUACCUGACCGAAUCGCACAAGUACAUCAACACGUUGCUCUCGGUCGAGCCUGUCACGGGCAACGCUGACAAGGGAGCGCGACACGAGGAGCUGGUGACUCUCCUCCACGCCCAGGACACCGCCGUCGUCCAACUCCUCCUCGAAGUCUGCAUCGACCGAGACAAUUCGCCCAUAAAAGGUCCGAUGGAGGAAGUGCGGAUCCAGAGCUGCACGUUCAUCCAUCAGAUGUUCUGCGAGACGCCGCAGUUGAUGAAGCUGGUUCACCUGCAGGGCUACCCCGACGAGCUCCUCCCCGUCACCGUCUACGGCAUUCCCUCCAUCCACGUGGCCCUCGAGUUCCUGCCCGAGCUGCUCAACCAACCCCAGCCCGAGCGUCUGGUCUUCGCCAUCAAGCUCGCCGGCUUCCUCAUCGAAAAAUACACUCUCCCCAAAUGUAUCGACCUGGCGCGGAUGGUGCUGCAGAAGAUUCACUCGACGACGGUGGCCAGCGAUGACCCGCGCACCUUCCUCAUGGAGACGCUGCCUUCCCUGGCCAAGAUCGCCACCACCUUCCCGGCGCAACUCGCCGAAGACACCGUCAGCCUUCUCCAAGGACGUUCGGCGGCGGUGGGCGGGGUGGCGGUCGCGCACCCGCAGCUGCACGCCCAGAUCCAGGCCACCUUCGCCGCUCUCGCCGCGCGCGCCAUCGACCCCAUGGCCUGA
Messenger RNA from Acanthamoeba castellanii str. Neff, 2355 nucleotides. RefSeq lists its product as uncharacterized. The transcript has 14 exons. The record is from RefSeq and is a predicted model, not a curated record. NCBI's taxonomy places the organism in Eukaryota, Discosea, Longamoebia, Acanthamoebidae. Gene Ontology annotation, cellular component: integrator complex. Gene Ontology annotation, biological process: snRNA 3'-end processing. The coding region runs from base 1 to 2355 and encodes 784 amino acids.